Messenger RNA from Coccomyxa subellipsoidea C-169, 1497 nucleotides. RefSeq lists its product as hypothetical. The annotation marks the transcript as partial. The record is from RefSeq and is a predicted model, not a curated record. NCBI's taxonomy places the organism in Eukaryota, Viridiplantae, Chlorophyta, Trebouxiophyceae, Coccomyxaceae. The transcript is spliced from 9 exons.
UUGCGGAAAGGCCUGCUGCCGAGCCCAUCAGGAGAGUGGCCUGCGGAGCCCUUCAGGAGCGGCUUCUUGGCAGCUCUGAACAAGAUGGAGAUGCCGCGCUUCACCCGCCGCUACCCUCAGCUGCUCGAUCCCCUGCUCAAACAGAUGCUCUCCCUCUUGGAAGAGCUCGAGCAGCAGCAGCAGGAACAGCAGCAGCAGGACCAGCAGCAGUCACAGGACCCCAUGCAGCAGCAGCAGGCUAGCGAUCAAUCGCAGGAUCAGAUGUCCCAGGGCGGCGCAGAUGGCCAGCCUGACUGGGAGGAGCAGAUGGAGGAGAUGAUGCAGCAGGGCGGGUCCUCUGGGCAGGAGGGCCAGGAGCUGCAGAUCUCCCUGGAACAGAAGGAGGGCGGCUCACAAGGCGACGGGAAUGAGAUGGAUGAGGAAGCAAAGGAGAGCAUGGAGGAAGCCAUCCAGAAGGCGGCGGAUGACCUGGUGGAGAAGUUUGAGGAGCAGUGGAAGCCGGCUAUGGAAAACUUGCAGGAGGCUGACGCCGCCUUUGACAACCUGGAGGAUUUGAUGGAGGGUCCGGUGGGGUACGACCUGUCGCAUGCGCUGUGGAAGAGCGACGGCUGGCGGGAGAUGAAGGAGCUGCGGAAGAAGCUGGAGAACCUGAAGGAGCUGCGCGAUCUGGUGCGCCAGCUGGGCCGCGCCAGCGGCAAAGGGCCCAAGCGACGCGCGCCGGAAGAGAUCGAGGCGCGGUCGCAACGGAGGGGCGUGAUCCGGUCGUCGCUGCAGCCGGAGGAGACGGCUGGGCUGACGCGGUCCGGCGACCUGUCACGCAUGCUGCCCUUCGAGGCGCACCUGCUUGCAGCCGGCUGGCCGCGCGACACGCGGCUGCUGCACAUGGUGCGGCGCGCGGAGCGGGGCCUGAUGAGCUACGACCGGCAGGGCUGGCUGGAGGACGAGCCCUGCCGCCCCACGGGCCCCCUGGAAAUCCGCCCUGCCGCGCAGCUGGGCCCCAUCAUCGUCUGCCUCGACACCUCCGGCUCCAUGGCCGGCGCCCGCGAGACCGUCGCCAAGGCGGUGGCGCUGGAGUGCAUGAGGGGCGCGCACCGGCAGCAGCGCGCGUGCCACCUGUACGCCUUCUCGGGCCCCAGCGAUGUGAAGGAGCUGGAGCUCAAGGUGGACGCGCCCUCCCUGCUGGAGCUGCUCGCCUUCCUGCAGUACAGCUUCGGCGGCGGCACCGACGUCGACCGGCCCCUCGAGCUCUCGCUGGACCGCCUCGAGCAGAAGGACUGGGCGCAGGCGGACAUUGUGAUGGUGACAGACGGGGAGAUUGCGCCGCCGAGCGACGCGGUGCUGCAUCGGCUGGAGAGCGCGAAAGCCGACCUGGGUCUGGAGGUGCACGGCCUGCUGGUGGGCCGCUCUGACAGCAGCCCUGCCAUGGACCGAAUCUGCACGCACACCCACGUCUUCCAGUCCUGGAAUGCCGUGGGCAGUUCCCGCUACGACUACUGA